AUGGCUAGUAACUUCGAUAUCGCUCCUGGCAAUGUUCAGACACACCUUGAGCCCUUUACUCUUCGUGUUUUUGAAGAAGAGUUAGAAAGAUUCAAGAACCUUCUCGAAUUGUCAAACAUUGGACCUACUACAUGGUGGAACAAACAAGAUGACUCUCGUUUUGGCGUCUCUCGUGACUGGCUGAUCAACGCCAAAGACACUUGGCUUUCUACCUUUGAUUGGCGCAAAUAUGAGUCCUAUAUCAACGACUUCCCAAAUUUCAAGGUCACAAUCAAGGACGCUGAUUCCCAUCAAAACGAAGUCCAUUUCGCUGCUUUGUUUUCCAAAAGAGAAGAUGCCAUCCCUGUCAUCUUUCUUCACGGCUUUCCUUCCUCCUUCAUGGAUUUUCUUCCCAUGAUGGACCUGCUGAGAAAGAAAUAUACACCCGAGAAUCUACCUUACCAUAUCAUAGCGCCCUCGCUUCCCGACUAUGGGUUAUCUGGAAGCUUGAAUCAGAACUUGGAAAUGACUCUAGAGCGGGCCGCGAGCAUCAUGAACGGCUUGAUGAUUGCCCUUGGCUUCGAGAAGGGAUAUGUCGCUCAAGGCGGGGACCUUGGUAGCAUGAUUGCACGCCUCAUGUCCGUCAAUCACAAGGAGUGCAAAGCUUUUCACGUCAACAUGCUCACGCUAGAGCCCGACAAUACGCCCCCUUCUACCGACCUCUUAGCCCCGGAAGAUCUCCAAAUCCUUCAUAGAACUAGGAAAUGGCAACAGAAUGGGUUGGCAUACGCUCUUGAACAUGGCACUCGUCCUGCUACUGUUGGCUUGGCCAUCUCGUCUAGCCCACUUUCCCUCCUUGCUUGGCUUGGAGAGAAGCUUCUUGAAUGGGCAGAUCCUCGGGAGCAGCUCCCACUUGAUACCAUUCUAGGACUAAUGAGCUUCUAUUGGUUUACACAGACUUUCCCCCGGAGUUUGUAUCAUGCAAACCUCGUGAAAAAUUACUCUGUGGGUAUUGGGCAUCCGAUUUCAACAGAGAAGCCUCUAGGGUAUUCGAUGUUUGCCUACGAUCUUGCCGUGCUACCCAAACCUUGGGCUCAAGAGAUAUAUCCUAAGCUAGUGUUCUUCAACGCGCAUUCAAAGGGAGGCCAUUUUGCUAGUCUGGAGCGACCGAGUGAAUUCCUAGAGGACAUUGAACGGUUUCUGCAGGCAAUCAAUGGGUUAUUUGAGGUGGAGUGA
Messenger RNA from Penicillium brasilianum, 1215 nucleotides. The record is from the annotation of a GenBank genome assembly. NCBI's taxonomy places the organism in Eukaryota, Fungi, Ascomycota, Eurotiomycetes, Eurotiales, Aspergillaceae.